GUGUUUUUGGCCACAACAAGAAGAUCCAAACUGGACACAAACAGACAGCAAAACAAUACACCUCAGACUUGCUUGCUGCUCUCGGCGCUGAAUGGCCUUUUUGCAGAGGUGUGCAAGCUUGACGCAUCAGUGCUACCUCCCGAACGAAGGCGCUGAAGAGGCCGAACGUGCCCGUCGCAGGAUGGACGACGCCGCAGAUGACGUGCACACAACCGGGGACAAUGCCGUGCAACCCUACACUGCCAACGACAGCGACAUUGUGACAGAGGAUGCCUUCGAGGAGGAGGCGCUGGACCAAGUGCCGGAGAUGAGCAUGCCCGGUGCUGUGUCUGACAAACAGGACGAGCAACAAUCCCUGAAGAGCAGCCGUGGCAGCCGCGAGCGGUUCUUCCGUAACGAGAUUGAAAUGAGCGACCUCAACGCAAACAUGCAGGAUGAGAUGGCUCGCGUCCAGAAAGGCCAGGAGCUGGUGCAGGCCGCAUCGGACCAGGACCUUGGCCACGUGACUGCCCUGCUCAGCGAACUCGCAGACGCAAACUUCCGCGACGUCUUCGGAAAGACCCCUCUCCUCUGUGCAGCGCGCAGGGGCAACCUGGCCAUCACGGAAGUGCUGCUGAAGGAGGGCGCAAAUCCUAACAUCGGCGAUGUGCGCGGCGUGGAUCCGCUCUACGAAGCCCUCACACGCAAACACGUCGAUGUUGCAAAGGCGCUGCUCCGUGCCGGCGCCGAUCCCGUCCACACCCUCACCGCGCUUACCAACAUUCUCGAAGGCGUGAAGGACUAUGCCAUUGAGCUGCUGGUCCAAGACGAGAUGCUCUGCUGUGCUCCGGAGGUGCUGCGCGUCUGCUUCCGCCUCAGCUACCACCUCAACAUGCUCUCGCAGCGCCAAGAGGAGCGAAAGCAUUUCUACAGCGGGCUGCGGGAUCGCUGCCGUGACCUCGCCGUCAACCUUCUCGCAGCGUGCAACGACAUGUGGGACGUUCGACGAUUGCUUGCAGAGGGCACGGGUCUCCUCGGCCUUGCCCUUAAAUACGACCAGACCCUUUUCGUCUCGCACCCGUACUGCCAGGAGUAUAUGAAAGAGUUGUGGCUCGGGCAGUACGUGGGCGUCUACGGAAAGGAAUUCUUUGGCGUCGUCCUCAAAUACAUUUUCUUCCCACUUGUGUUCCCGUAUUAUCUCAUUCUGUUUGCGCUUCAGACCCCGAAGAAUCUUCAGUUCUCCCGCCUCGGCGACUACGUCCGCUUGUGCCACACACCCUUUGUCAAGUUUAUGGGGCACAUGACCUCGUUCAUCCUUUUCCUUGUCCUCCUCAUCGUUGCUUCGACAGAGGACUCACACGUUGUACCGAACGGCGUUGAGCUUGCGCUGGGUGCGUGGGUGAUAGCGCUCAUCAUCCAGGAGGCUCGCGAGAUAUACCAGACGCCGAGCCGCAUCUAUCUUGCGUCCGUGUGGAACUGGCUCGACAUCACCAACCAGCUGCUAUAUCUUGCUGUCAUUGUCAUGCGCGUGGUGUUGUAUGCGGACCGGAAUUCCCGCGAUGACAGUGAUGAUCUUCUCUUUGCCUCCAACGUCACGCUCGCGCUCGCUGCCCUCCUCUCCUGCAUCCGCUUUCUCAACGUCCUCGAAGUCCACCACCUCCUCGGACCGCUCCAGAUUAGCAUUCGUCAGAUCAUCAGCGACCUCGUUGUGUUUCUCGCCAUUCUUCUCGUCUUCAUGCUCGCGUUUGCUGUCGCCCUCACAAAGGUGUUUGAGCACCUCGAAGACAUUCCUGCCAACGAAAUGCCUCUUGCCGCAUUUGGAAGCUUCGAGGCGUCUCUGCGUACCACGUUUUGGGGCAUCUUUGCCCUAAUUGAACUGGGAACCUUCACCACCAUUGAAGGCGUGCGCGGAACAGAAGUCCGUGUCAUUGGCGAAGUCCUCUUUGGCGCAUACAUGGUGGUUGUGUUUAUUCUCCUGAUCAACCUCCUCAUCGCCAUCAUCACCAACACAUAUCAACGCAUUGUCGACAACAGCGACGUUGUCUGGUGCUUUGCGCGUGCGCGUCUGAUUCGGGAGUUCCAGAGCUACCCCGCCGUGCCCGCACCACUGAAUCUCAUCCUUGAACCACUGGAGGUCGUCGUACGCAUGUCCGGCAUCAGCGUGCACUCGGUUGUGCAGGUGAACACGGGUCACUCGAGUACAGACCAGGCCGAGGAAGAGGAGCAGUUGCGCAAGCUGGCCAACAAUCUUGUCGAGCGCCACCUCCGCCACGCCACCUCCGUCGACGAUGCGGAUGACAUUUCGGUGUCGCGAUCACUGCGUGACGGCGGCGGUGAUGACAGUGCGGACAUGCGCGCCAUGAUGAAGACCAUGCUGGACAAAAUGUCCGCAUUGGAGCAGAAGAUCGCAGCACUCACUGAUGAGUAG
Molecule: messenger RNA, 2407 nt
Organism: Salpingoeca rosetta
Lineage: Eukaryota; Choanoflagellata; Craspedida; Salpingoecidae
Exons: 17
Coding region: 92-2407 (771 amino acids)
Biological process (GO): calcium ion transmembrane transport; manganese ion transport; regulation of cytosolic calcium ion concentration
Cellular component (GO): cation channel complex; membrane
Molecular function (GO): inositol 1,4,5 trisphosphate binding; store-operated calcium channel activity; protein binding
Source: RefSeq, a predicted model, not a curated record